AUGUGGCUGUGGCGGCACUGGCGUCGGUGGGCUCGGACGUAUGCGACCAGCUUGCGUCCGUACCAGCAUGAGUGUGUGAAUGCUUGCUUGCAGGCGCUGGAGGAGCGCGGCCUGACGCGGAUUGGCGUGUCAGCUCCGACGGGGAGUGGCAAAACGACCAUGUUUCUCGAAUUGGUCUCUCGCCUUGGCGGCCAUGGGGUGCGGCACGCCCUGAUUCUGGUGAAUGGCAUCACGCUCGCGCAGCAGGCUGCGGAGCGUGCGCGCUAUAUGUUCCCGCACAUGUCCGUUGAGAUGGACCAGGGCGCUCGCCACGUCGCGUCAGGCCAAGCGGAUAUCACGGUCGGCACUGUCCAAUCGCUGCGGCAGCGGCUGGCCAAGUACGAUCCGAGCGCGUUCAAGUGUGUGAUUGUGGACGAGGCCCACCACUCGACUUCUCCCAGCUACCAGGCGAUCCUCUCGCACUUUCACUGCGAUCUUUCGCCUGAGCCAGUCACCCAGGUGCGAACGCCCAUCAUCGGCUUUUCCGCCACCUUUACGCGACACGACGGUGUGGCGCUAGGCCGCGUCUAUGAGGAAAUUGUGUAUCACAAGGACUUUUUAGAUCUGAUGAGUGAAAAGUGGCUGUGUCCGAUCCGAUUCACGCUGAUUCGCGCCGGCUUUGACUUGUCGCGUGUAUCGUCGGCCUCAGGUGACUAUGUCCCGUCCUCACUAGCGCGCGUGGUGAAUCAGGCGCCUAUGAAUGAGGUGGUUGUGCGCUCAUGGAUCGACUUGGCUUGGCAGAAGCGGCGCAUGACCCUGGUGUUUGCGGUGGACGUAGCGCACGUUCAUGCUUUGGUCGACGAGUUUCGCGCUCGCGGCAUUGACGCGCGCGGCAUCCACGGCGGUAUGUCUCUAGGAGAGCGCGAUGCGCUGCUGCAGGCAUUUCGUGAGCAUGCGUUUCCUGUGUUGGUCAACUGCGCGAUCCUCACGGAGGGCGCCGACAUACCUGCCAUCGACUGUGUCUGGCUGGUGCGUCCGACCAAGUCGCGCAAUCUCUUUUCGCAAAUGAUCGGGCGAGGGAUGCGCCAGAGCGUGGGCAAGCAAGACUGCCUCAUUGUCGAUGUAGCGGGCAAUGUGGAAAACGACUUGGCGUGCACGCCCACGCUCUGUGGGCUGGACGUGCAGCCGAUGGCGAAUGGAGAAGUGGCCCUGGUGCCUAAGCGAAGCAGUGCCUCGCGCGCACCGGCGUCGUUUAUGGACCCACCGCAGGAUGUGGCGUACAUUGACUUUGACGAUCCAGAGGCGUUGCGAAGGGCCAUGAGUGCCAAGCCCCAUGCAUCGCUGGCAUCCAUGUCGCCGAACGCAUGGGUCGAUUGCGGUGCCGACACGUAUGUGCUCGGGUCAUUUGACGGCGCCUAUGUCAAGGUGCGCCGCGUCAACGACGAGUGGCAGGCGCACUACUAUACCCGGAACGCUGCGUUCUGGCGCGACUAUGCAGCGGGCCUGGCUGCGUCAUCGCCGUACCUGAAGCGCAAGAUUCUCACGUCUCACGAGUUGGGGCACGCGAUCCGUGGCUCCGAUACCUUCAUGAAGCAGGUUUGUGAGGCUGCAGCGCGCUCGCCUCUAUGGCUGCGCCACUCGGCGUACUGGCGCCGCAUGCCUGCGACGGCCAAGUCGCGGGCCUUUUUAGCCCAAACACUCGCAGGCAAGGGAUCGAGGGAUGUAUCGAUCCCUGAUACCAUGUCACAAGGCGCGCUGCAGCGCACCUUGAUUCGUUUGCGUCAUGGCAGCAAGGCGCUCUGGAGGCACGCUAUGAAGCGGCACAACCGUAGGCAGCCGAUCCCUCGUGACCAGGUCCAGGUGGGUCCCUUGUAG
Messenger RNA from Malassezia restricta, 1854 nucleotides. Its product is annotated as ATP-dependent helicase IRC3. The transcript has a single exon. Bases 1 to 1854 code for a protein of 617 amino acids. Gene Ontology annotation, molecular function: ATP hydrolysis activity; DNA binding; ATP binding. The record is from RefSeq and is a predicted model, not a curated record. NCBI's taxonomy places the organism in Eukaryota, Fungi, Basidiomycota, Malasseziomycetes, Malasseziales, Malasseziaceae.